This is a messenger RNA of Penicillium angulare, 213 nucleotides long. RefSeq lists its product as uncharacterized. Lineage: Eukaryota; Fungi; Ascomycota; Eurotiomycetes; Eurotiales; Aspergillaceae. The transcript has a single exon. The record is from RefSeq and is a predicted model, not a curated record. The coding region runs from base 1 to 213 and encodes 70 amino acids.
AUGCAAACAAGCGAUACGCCCUCUUACGCUUCGAAGCAGCCAGACCAACAGCCAGGGCAGACAGGCAGUCAGAAUGUCUCCGUCAACUCCCCCGAUAGUGAGCAAUCACCCCUUCCUGUAGUCAAGUCUGGUCCGCAGUCUCGUAGCGAUAGCAACGGCAAUGGUGGUAGAGCAGACCAUACCAUUUAUCCCAAGGAAUUACAUUUGGGCUGA